CGCUUCCUGACUAGACCCGCCGCAGCACAGUCCAGCAGGUUGAGCACACAGCCAGUCAGCAGAUCGACGUCACGGGUUGAGCAGUCGCAACGAUGAUCAUCUGCGGAACCAUAGGAAUUACUCGGUGGAAAUGUUUGGUUAGAAAUGUUCGAGACAAGGUUAUAAAGAAGACUUGGUGAGGUUUCGAUCAAGACGACGUAUACCUACAUAAGUAGACAAAAUGAAGCCAGAGGAGGGUGUUACAGAUAUGCAGUUAGACUUAAAGCAGCCAGAGGACUGGUUUACUGAAUUUGGAAUGCUGGUGCUGGAAGGUCGAGUCCCAUGCAAUAAUGCUCAGGGCCACAGCCGGGGACCGCAUUGCCCAUCAAUGGACGGAUCACCAGUGGAAUGGGUACAUGACAAUUGCAGUACUCACGACAAGCUGUGCAAGAGAGCAGCUCAGUGGAAGCAGCAAAUGAUGCAAAUGUUCCACAACGACCUACCCAUGAUGCUCGAGGUAUUGGUGUAUCCCAACUGCACUCAUGGUGAUGAUCAGGUCUUUGCGACCUCAGCGACCAGCGGUCCUCCGGGAGCCAAGGGCUUCCUGCUGGAACAAUGGACUAUUCAGAUUCUGCCAAAAAGGGAUUUUGGAAAUCCAAUAAGUACGUACAUGCUGAUGCAGGCAGUGAGGUCGUACCUACACUUCUCGCAGUUGAGCGCAUGGUGGAACCUUACGCACGGAACAAGUCCCUGCAAAGUCGGCUACAGACUCUGUGUGCCGGGGGAAGCUGUGUGCAGCGUGUUCGACGGGCCCGCCGACCAGCACGUCUUCCCGUCGCCCAGCAUCUGCAAGACAUCGGCGAUGAAGAUCUCCGUGACCUCGUUGCCGCGCUGCUCCGACAUUCGAUCCCCAGAUGCAUGGAGGUGGUCUGCGCGGAUGGCGGCGUGUGGGGAGGGCAGCGACACCGCUGCAGCUGGUAACACUGGCGCGAGAAGGAAAACUAAGGCAGCUGACAGGAAGGAGAAAGAAUCGCAUGGUGUACCACUGAAGGCAGAUGUGGCCACCUCUCAUCGCUGCCCAACCUUUGAUGCACCAGAACACAGGAGCUCACCUCCUGUCGAUAUUCCUGAUAGGUACAUCGUACUGGAGAAGGAUGCGGCGACGCUGUCGAGCGACUAG
This is a messenger RNA of Priapulus caudatus, 1159 nucleotides long. Its product is annotated as protein FAM214A-like. The record is from RefSeq and is a predicted model, not a curated record. NCBI's taxonomy places the organism in Eukaryota, Metazoa, Priapulida, Priapulimorpha, Priapulimorphida, Priapulidae. Bases 221 to 1159 code for a protein of 312 amino acids. The transcript is spliced from 8 exons.